Molecule: messenger RNA, 2995 nt
Organism: Anneissia japonica
Lineage: Eukaryota; Metazoa; Echinodermata; Crinoidea; Comatulida; Comatulidae
Exons: 2
Coding region: 891-2969 (692 amino acids)
Cellular component (GO): membrane
Molecular function (GO): hexosyltransferase activity
Source: RefSeq, a predicted model, not a curated record
UAACUUGUAUUUCAGCCCUCCAGCUGAAACACAAGGAGAGGCAGCGAUGGGAAUCGAACCGUGGACCUAGAGAUCUCCACGGUUCAGCGCACAAUGUAACAGUGUAUCUCCACAGUGUCACAAUCCCAUAAUGGCCUCUCUGCAAUUGCGGCUUUUGGUUUACUUAAUAGCCUAAUUGUUGACGUUUAUUUUAUAUCACUUUGGUAAGCUUUCAAUUUCUAAAACGAUUGUCGGACACGCAUCAACUGAAUUCAAUUCAGCCUAUUCUGAUGCAAAUAUAGACCAACAGUUCUUGUAUACUAAGUCUUUUACAUUAUAUCCAAGGUAUAGACAAUCCAUCAUGAAAAAGCCCGUGUAAUGGGGCCUACAUAACUCACGACAUAUUUUCCUGUACCAGGUAGGUUAUAACCUGGCAGAUGAGCAAAAGGCGUUAAGAUGAUGUUGAUAAUGACGAAAUGGUCAGAGGAUUUAAAACACAGUUUCAACGAGAAAAUAUCCAGGAGACUGAUGUGUGGCUGAGAAGUCUUGUCAUAGACCUGGUUGUUACUGAGAUUGAUUUGAGUGGCACCGAGAAAAUAGGUCUUGUCACAGAGAUUGACUAAACAUGUAAGCCAACCAAUACGAUACUUCUUACUACUAGAUUAUUGGUGAACUGCACUGUACCAAAAUAAAACUCAGGAUAUUCAGUACUUUUAUGACUAGUUUAUUUGACAGUACACAAGCUUUCGUGCACACAGUGCAUUUCUUCAGGUGAAUGUGAAGUACCAAGUUACAACGAACUAUAAGCCACAUUUUAAAAAUGAGGUUGAAGCAAUUAUUUUUGACAAAACUGGUGUGUGACGCGCAUUACAGUUAAAGAAAUCACCCACGCACCCAUUCAUUGGUUCCAAAUGCACAACAUGGUUUCACGUGCUAAACAAGUAACUAUAUUAUGUGUGCUGACUAUCAUAAUGCUUAUUCUAAGAACAUCACUAGUACUAGAGUUUGACUUCCUAGAAAAUGAUUUCAGAAGUGCUCAAGUUAGAUUCUUGGAACUAGACCAAAUAAACAGUCUUGCGACCACAGGUUUCGAGACCGUCAACGGCCGACCUGUUGGUGGCAGUAAACUAAAUAUUAACUACGACUCUAAGAAACGCUCUCAGAAGAUAUAUAGGCCUAUUGCUUCUAAACGUACAGACAAUAUCUCAGUGGAUAUGCCUGAGAACCUGUAUUUGGAUUUGAAAAUUUACAACAAUAAAAAGUUGCACAAAAAACUCGACUUCAUCAUCGACGAGCCUACUACAUGUCAGGCAAAUGAAAACAUAUUUUUACUAAAUGUCAUAUUGACGGCACCUCGGUUUGUAGAUUCCAGAAAUGCGAUACGAAAAGCAUGGGCUGACGUUAAAGUUGUUAAAGGGCGUAACAUAAAAAGUGUGUUUUUCAUGGGUAAGCCAACCACUGCCAAUCUUGUGCAAAAGAUGGCACCGAGGGUCAACAGCGAAAGUGAACGAUAUCGCGAUAUCAUUCAGGCAGUUGCUUUAGAAGAAAACAUCGUUUCCUCACCUACAGUCUUCAAGAUGUUAUCGGUAUUUAAGUGGGUAGUUUCUUGGUGCCCGCAUGCAACCUACAUUCUGAUUUCUACAGAUUCCUUGUUCGUUAAUUAUGAAAACAUUCUGAAGGCUAUUGAUGAAAACGCAGGUGUUAAUAAACGAUAUUUAUACAUGGGGAGAGUGAAAAAAUAUAGCAAAGUAGAUCGAACUCCAGGCCAUCCGGAAUAUAUAUCUAAGGCUGUUUAUAAUAAUUCUAACUUACCGAAGUACUGUGUGGGUGGCGCUGGAGUCGUGCUGUCGUCUGCGUUCGUACAUCGUGCGUAUGAUGACGCUAUGUGUCACUCAUUUAAGCCACUUCGGUUCCCUUCGGGGGACAUGUAUCUUGGGAUCCAAGCGAAACGUUUACGUGUUGAAGCAAUUUACCAGGAGGAGUUUCUACGAGCUGGGUUUGAAGCCGAUUAUUGCGAUUUAAAACACUCAAUGACGCUAGGUGGUUUCCUUACACCGACUAGCAUAUCCGAGAUUUGGAAGAACUUCACAACUCCCAUAGACCACUGUCCAAGCGCUAACCCAAACAAUUCUGAUAUAAGUGAAUGGUCACGUGGAGUGGACAAUUCCAAAUACUUCAGUAAGUGUCUGAACAUAAUUUAUAACAACCCCUCUCUGUGCAAUAGGACGCCGUAUCUUGUGGCUUUUAUAACUUCAUUCCCGGAUCACUUUGCACUCCGAGAUGCAAUUAGAGUCACGUGGGGAGCUCCAGAAUAUGUUUCGAAACUAAAUAUCAGAGUCAUGUUUGUCUUGGGAAGAGCAAUAGAAAAAGAAACGCCAGAAUUAAUUAACAGAAUUACACAAGAACAUGAGAAGUAUAAUGACAUUCUACUUGCAAAUUUUGCAGAAUCCUUCCAUAAUUUGACUCUUAAAGUUGUCUUAGGCCUAAAAUGGAUUAACGAGUUCUGUCCGGAUGUGAAGUUUAUCUACAAAGGAGACGACGAUAUGCUGGUUAACUUUGAUAGGAUACUUGGACACCUGAGAAGUCAUUAUAACAGUACUGGAUUGUUCCUAGGUAACCUGAUGUCUUCUAGCCCAGUUAUAAGACAGUCUUCAAAGUAUUUGGUGUCCCGUAAGGUUUAUCCCUUUAAGUACUUCCCCCCUUACUUCUCGGGAGGAGGGUAUAUCAUGUCAUCUGACAUUAUUCCAGACUUAUACAAGCAGUCCUUAAGCACGAAAUUAAUUCCAAUUGAUGAUGCCUUCUGUGGAAUUCUAGCAAAGAGAGCGGGCAUCACUUUGACUGGAACUUCUGGUUUUAUUUCUUCUGGGUCAAAAGACGACAUGUGUAGACUACAUAAAGCUUACAAUUUGCAUGGAUUUAAAACAACUUCCACUAUGAUUGAACGUUGGUAUCAAUUUAGAAAUACAAGUACUCAGAAAACAUGUAAAUAAUAAAUGAAUCGGACUUUUAAUAUAAA